Messenger RNA from Uranotaenia lowii, 2645 nucleotides. Its product is annotated as V-type proton ATPase 116 kDa subunit a 1-like. Gene Ontology annotation, biological process: proton transmembrane transport; vacuolar acidification. The record is from RefSeq and is a predicted model, not a curated record. The transcript is spliced from 7 exons. Gene Ontology annotation, cellular component: plasma membrane; vacuolar proton-transporting V-type ATPase complex; vacuolar proton-transporting V-type ATPase, V0 domain. Lineage: Eukaryota; Metazoa; Arthropoda; Insecta; Diptera; Culicidae. The coding region runs from base 140 to 2527 and encodes 795 amino acids. Gene Ontology annotation, molecular function: ATPase binding; proton-transporting ATPase activity, rotational mechanism.
CAUUCUAAGCGAUGCCUUUCAGUUUGCUUCGGUAACUCGCCCGGUUCGGAAUUCCAUUGUUUCUUUUUGAGAAUCUUCAGUUGAGUGUUAGAACUUUGCUCGGAAUUUGUGUUAGACUGUUUAAGAAUCCGGCCUAAUCAUGGGGGCAAUGUUCCGGAGUGAGCAGAUGUCUUUGGUGCAGCUGCUCAUCCAAUCGGAAGCUGGAUACUCUUCGGUCGCCGAACUGGGAGAGCUUGGAAUCGCUCAGUUUCGAGAUCUUAACGCUGAUGUUAACGUGUUCCAACGAAAAUUUACCAGUGAAAUUCGAAGAUGCGACGAAAUGGAGCGCAAGAUCGGCUACGUCAAGCGGGAGCUAAAUAAGGAUGAGGUCCCGAUGCCGGACCUUUCGGAUAACAUUCCCCGUACUCCGAACAACCGAGAGAUCAUCGAUCUGGAGGCAGCUCUAGAGAAGACCGAAAAUGAGAUCAUGGAGCUGUCCGAGAACAGCCAUGCUCUGUUGCAAAACUUCAUGGAACUGUCCGAACUGCGAAGCGUUUUGGAGAAAAGUCAGGGCUUCUUCUCGGACAGAUCGGCGGCCCAGAACCUGGAGGGAACCGGAACGGCGGACGAGAACAAACCCCUAGGGUUCGUGGCCGGAGUGAUCCCACGUGAGCGGGUGAUUGGCUUCGAGCGAAUGUUGUGGCGCGUGUCACGUGGUAAUGUUUUCCUACGCCAGGCGCCCGCUGAUAAGCCAUUCACCGAUCCGAAAACGGGAGAUGCGGUCCAUAAAAUCGUAUUCGUUGCGUUCUUCCAGGGUGAACAGCUCAAAUCCCGAGUAAAGAAGAUUUGCAGUGGCUACCACGCUUCACUGUAUCCAUGCCCGAACGACUAUAAGGAACGGGACGAGAUGCUGCAGGGUGUGAAGACUCGCAUCGAAGAUUUGAACAUGGUCAUCAACCAAACCAAAGACCAGCGGCAGCGCGUCCUGCUCAGCGUGGCCAAGGAGCUUCCUAAGUGGGAGAUUGUUGUCAUGAAGAUCAAGGCCAUCUAUCACACGCUGAACAUGUUUAGCGUGGACGUUUCGAAAAAGUGUCUGUUUGGAGAGGCCUGGGUUCCGACGGCUAACUUGCAGGAUGUGAAGAAUGCCUUAGUUGCCGGGGCAUCUGCUGUGGGCAGCACUGUGCCAUCUUUCUUGAACGUGAUCAACACUCACGAACAUCCACCGACCUACAAUCGCACCAAUAAGUUUACCCAGGGCUUCCAGAACUUGAUCGAAUCUUACGGUAUUGCUUCAUACCGUGAGGUCAAUCCCGCUUUGUACACUAUCAUCACUUUCCCGUUCUUGUUCGCUAUUAUGUUCGGUGAUUUGGGUCACGGAUUGAUUUUGUUCCUGCUUGGAUUGUGGAUGGUCCUUUAUGAAGAGAAACUGGGAAAGAUCAAGGACGAAAUUUGGCAGCUGUUCUUUGGAGGUCGUUACAUUAUUCUUCUUAUGGGCUGUUUCUCGAUGUAUACUGGUUUCGUCUAUAAUGAUGUGUUCUCGAAACCAAUGAACAUAUUCGGUUCCUCUUGGGAGAUCCAUUACAAUACAUCAACUGUUAUGGAAAACAAAGAACUGCAGUUGAACCCGACUGAGGACUACUCGGAAACUGUUUACUGGUACGGAUUGGACCCUGUCUGGAUGUUGGCGAGCAACAAAAUUAUUUUCUUGAACUCGUUCAAAAUGAAGCUGUCUAUCAUCUUCGGUGUCGUUCACAUGAUCUUGGGUGUGUGCAUGAGUGUAAUCAACAAUCUUCAUUUCCGCAAACCUGUCAACAUCCUUUUGGACUUUGUUCCGCAAAUGUUGUUCUUGGUGCUGCUGUUCGGAUACAUGUGCUUCAUGAUGUUCUUCAAAUGGAUCCAGUAUUCAGCCACGACGGAAGUAGAUCAUCUCAAGCCUGGCUGUGCUCCAUCAGUGUUGAUUAUGUUCAUCAACAUGAUGUUGUUCAAGUCCCAAGAGCCGCUGGAAACCUGUGAGGAGUUCAUGUUCGAGGGCCAAAAAACCAUACAGAUGGUAUUCAUCUUCAUAGCCCUUAUCUGUAUUCCUUGGCUUCUGUUGGCCAAACCCAUCUACAUUAUGUGCACCGGCCAGAAAGGUGGACAUGGCGGCGAACAUGGAGAGGAAGAACCCAUGAGCGAAAUCUUCAUCCAUCAAGCUAUCCACUGUAUUGAGUACAUUCUCAGUACCAUUUCGCACACAGCUUCGUACCUUCGACUGUGGGCUCUUUCUCUGGCUCACGCUCAGCUAUCCGAAGUAUUGUACACUAUGAUUUUCCACAUCGGUACCAAGAACGACAGCUUCGUUGGUGCGGCGAUGAUCUACGUCGUCUUCUGGCCCUGGGCUGCCCUCACCAUUGGUAUUUUGGUGGGAAUGGAAGGUCUUUCCGCUUUCCUUCAUACGUUGCGUCUUCACUGGGUCGAGUUCAUGAGCAAGUUCUACGAAGGUCUGGGUCAUCCAUUCCAGCCGUUCUCCUUCAAGGCUAUGUUGGAUGCCGAUCAAGAGGAGAAAUAAAUUCAGUAAUUUUUGAACAAGAAAAAAUAGUAAUCCUUCAUUCCUUUAAAAAGUGUGAGAGUUAGAAACAUUCAGUUAAUAUUUUGCAUUGCUUUCAAUAAAGUAUGAUAUUACCAAC